AUUUCGUGAUCGGCCAGGGCAGCUAUGAUCCCCUGGCUGACAAAGUUCGUGCUGAUUGUAGCCAGUGUAUUGGCUGUAAAGGGGAAUCCUCUUAAUAGACGAACUGAGGUGCCAGAAGAUUUUCUGAUCAAAUUAGAAUCCGUCCAAAAUAUUAGCCAAUUCCUAAACAGCUGGAUUGAUCAAGCUGCUGUUCAACGAGCUUACUUAUUUCAAGGAGACGAAGGUGGGUCUACAGUUGAAGUAGCUCACCCAGCGGGUUGUGUUCCUGAAAUGCAAAUUGUAGAAUUUGAAAGGCCAUAUGAUCCGUCCUUAGUUAUCUGGCCUGUUUGUACCAGAGUCCGAAGAUGUGGCGGCUGCUGUAGCAGCAAACUUUUACAUUGUGUACCAACGAGAACCAGCACAAUCACAGUCAAGGUAAUAAAAGCCCGCUAUCCUCAUCCAGGAGCUGAAAUGUUAGAGCUAGAGGGCUAUGAAAAUGUGAGAUUGGAGCAACAUGAUCGUUGCGCUUGUAAGUGCCGCCAAGAAGAGCGAGACUGUACGCCAGAGCAGAGAUAUCAGCCUGGUCAAUGCAGGUGCGUAUGUCGCAAUCACCAUGAAGCAGCGCGUUGCAAGCAACCAGAUCAAUAUUGGGAUACUAAAGAGUGCACAUGCAAAUGCAGACAUCAGUCGGACUGUUCAACUGGUUCAGUCUUCAACAACAAUAGCUGCAAAUGUGAAUCCUUAAAUCAUACACCACCUUUACCUGAAAGAGUUCCUGGGCCUGCUCCACAUUUGAGCACACUUCUCCGUGAUGAUGGAGGAGAAAAUGAUGCCUACAGACUCAGAUACGCAGGCGUGGAUCCAGAUUCGCACAUAGGACCUUUUGAAUUAUCCCAUCACAUACAGGACGAUAGGACAUACGUUCUAGAAAAUGUUACCACUCCUCAAUGGACAAAAAAUUGAACCGUCCUUCGCAUUAUUGCAGUGUUUCAACCGUGUUUCGACUUUCUGCAAAAAUGCUGCGCGGCGGCAAGCAGGCCAAAUUCAACACUCAGUCACAGAAGUCAAUCACCAAUUCCAUUUUAACUCAUUUGAAGAGAGAAGUUUUUCAAGGGUGGUUUGCGUCAAACUGUGAUAAGUACAUUGCAAGAUUUGUCCAGCAAAUCGAAAUGUCACCGCUGCUUUAUUAUGCUUACAGAUUCUAUAUUUUGCGUCAAGAAUUGGUUUGUGGACUAAAUAGCUAUGUGCUAACCAAAUGGUACGCAAUUGUUCCUCAUUUUUGAAUCUGAUACUAAUGUUUGUGCCUUAUUGGAUCUCAGAGAAUUGUAGAGAAAAAGACAUUUGAAACACGAUGUCAAAUCUGCAACUUUCAGACAAAAACUGCUGUCAAGUAUUAAACAUAGGCAACGGGUGCUGAUUUGAGUCCCAUUAAUAGAAAAGAAAUCUCUAAUAUAUUUUAAAUAAAGGAGUUAAAUUUUUAAAAAUAUUUUUAUUCCAAAUUAGGAGAGAAAACAGUUCCUCUGAAGCAGGAUAAAUCGGUGAUAUAUACAUACGAUACAAAUAUUAUUUCUAAAGAACACAUGUGGAUUAUCUUCUGACAUAUGUUGUGAAAAUAUACAUAAAUGGAACCAAAUUUAGAAGAAAUAUAAUAUAUAUAUUUAUAUAUAUGCAUAUCGACACUUCACAGAA
Messenger RNA from Argiope bruennichi, 1668 nucleotides. Its product is annotated as vascular endothelial growth factor A-like. Gene Ontology annotation, cellular component: membrane. Bases 25 to 942 code for a protein of 305 amino acids. The transcript is spliced from 5 exons. Gene Ontology annotation, biological process: positive regulation of cell population proliferation; positive regulation of protein autophosphorylation. The record is from RefSeq and is a predicted model, not a curated record. Gene Ontology annotation, molecular function: growth factor receptor binding; growth factor activity. Lineage: Eukaryota; Metazoa; Arthropoda; Arachnida; Araneae; Araneidae.